Messenger RNA from Elgaria multicarinata webbii, 1071 nucleotides. It is a transcript of the gene PTS, whose product is annotated as 6-pyruvoyltetrahydropterin synthase. Gene Ontology annotation, biological process: tetrahydrobiopterin biosynthetic process. The record is from RefSeq and is a predicted model, not a curated record. Gene Ontology annotation, cellular component: mitochondrion. The transcript is spliced from 6 exons. Gene Ontology annotation, molecular function: 6-pyruvoyltetrahydropterin synthase activity. Bases 12 to 527 code for a protein of 171 amino acids. Lineage: Eukaryota; Metazoa; Chordata; Lepidosauria; Squamata; Anguidae.
UCGGAACCUUGAUGACUAGGCCCAGCGGAGAAGAGAUAGGAGAGCUCAACCAGCGGAGGGUUGCUAUGGCGCCGCCUCUGCGCUGCGCCGGGCCUAGCCGCCUGGCUAGAGUGUCACGCUGCCUCUGCUUCAGUGCCUCCCACCGGCUCCACAGCAAAUUGCUGAGUGAUGAAGAAAACCAGAAACUUUUUGGGAAAUGCAAUAACCCCAAUGGACAUGGACACAACUACAGAGUUGAAGUAACUGUACGUGGAGAGAUCGACCCCACUACAGGGAUGGUGAUCAACCUUUCAGAUCUUAAAGACUACAUGGAGGAAGCCAUCAUGGAGCCCCUUGACCACAAGAACCUGGACAAGGAUGUCCCCUACUUCGCUGAGGUUGUAAGUACCACUGAGAACGUUGCCGUGUUCAUCUGGGAAAACCUUCUGAAGCACCUUCCUGAGGGAACUCUUUAUAAAGUCAAAGUGUACGAAACAGACAAGAACAUUGUUGUUUACAAGGGAGAAGAGAGCACUCACAAGAAAUGAAAUGUUUCUUGAUGUGUGUUGAUCCAUUGUUGAAGGAAGAAUCCAGUCAGUCAAUCCAAUCAAUCAAUCAAUCAAUCAGAGGAUUAAUGAAUAUCUGAUAAGUGUGGCUAUCAGACAUGUAUAAUAAUAAUAAUAAAUAAUAUAUAAUUUCUUACCUGCCUCUCCCUUUGGAUCGAGGCGGGGAACAAUAUUAGUACAACAAUAUAAUAAAAAUCAAAUACAUAAAAUUAAUUAAAAGAGCAUAUAAAAGCAAUGCAAUAUCAAAAACAAAACUUAAAAUUCUUGGUUUAAAAUUCAUCUGAAGAUACUGCUUCUGCCAUGAACUCAGUCAGUGUCCCUUGGCAAGCCACCUUUUCAGCGUCACCCUUGCGAUACGGGGAGAAUCAUUUCACCCUUCUUUGUAGGGUUGUUGAAUGGACCAGUAGAUAUGUAAAGCUAACUGCUAUUUGUAGCUAAAUGGUAACUUAUUAUUAUUGUCGUGUGUUGUUUCCAUUGAGAUGUAAUUCUCCUGACCAGUAGUCAUUAAAUGUUGUUUUUGUUAAUA